Messenger RNA from Pteronotus mesoamericanus, 1446 nucleotides. Its product is annotated as protein TASOR-like. Lineage: Eukaryota; Metazoa; Chordata; Mammalia; Chiroptera; Mormoopidae. The record is from RefSeq and is a predicted model, not a curated record. Gene Ontology annotation, cellular component: nucleoplasm. The transcript is spliced from 9 exons. Gene Ontology annotation, biological process: negative regulation of gene expression, epigenetic. Bases 1 to 1380 code for a protein of 459 amino acids.
AUGAACUUCUACCGGUGUUUCUCAGGGAACUUGAAUGGAAAGAAGUGGUACAUGGAUUUAACAUCUAUUAAAUUAAAAAAAAGGGCCACAUUCCGUUGUGUCAUUUUGACCGAAACAAAACAAGGGUCAUUCCCAGAGCUUCAGCGGGCCACGAAAGGAGAGGAAAAGACACCACUCCUGGAACGACGGAGCCCCCAAAGCAAGCGCAAUCCUGCUACAGUGGCAUCCAGCAGUCUUCGGGUGGGCGUCUUCCUCAUCCCGCGUCGUGCCAGCCCCGCGAGACGACCCUCCAGAACGCUGCGCGCGCCACUUUCAUUAUCCAAUCCCGGAACGUGCUGGGGAACCGCGCCUGCGCAGAGAAGAAAAGAGAGCGCCGCGUGGACGCCAGCUGCCGCCUGCGCUUGCGUGUGGGUCUCUCCUCAGCGAUUGGUUUUUACCUCUCGCGGGGUACGCCACACCUGGACGCAGGGUCGCGUCCCUCCUGCCUGCGCCUCGGGCCCGCCCUUCAAGGCCGGGGCCGCCUUCCCAAGUCUUUGGCACAAGGGCGGAGAGGAAGGACGUGCUGCGACGUGCAUUUAUGACAUUAACAGAGAACAGGACUGUGUCAAGAACUCUGGGGGUAUACUUGGUGAAAAUGAAAUAAGACCACCCUCCCAGCUACAUUCUCUCUUAGAGAAGACCAAGACAGGGUUCAUAUCAGAAAAGAUUUUUGAGACAGUGUCCUUGAGUUCAGACUCUGUCUUCCAGAGGGCAGUUUCAAUUCUCCAUACUUCUUACUUGGACUCUGCAUCUGAGCAUGGUUUUCAGUACAGUCAAGUGACUUUGGUGAAAAAUGACAUUUUCUUAAAUGAGUACAAAACUUUUUACCAAGAAAAAAAAGCAAGUAACUAUACUCAGGAAGAACUUCAAGAAACUUACGGGUUUCUUCUGUUUGAAACUGAAAAUCAGGCAAAAUUUGUAUGUCAGCGUGGACUCUGUGUUGGCAGCAGUGCUAUUACUACUCUGGGUGACCCAGCAAAAGGUGUAUAUAUUUCCAAAUACUCAGACUGUCUUCAUGCAAGACCAUGGUAUCAUGGAAAGUCUGGUUAUGUUGUAAUUUUUAAUCUAAUUAAGGGAAAAGUCAAGUUUGUGUCUGAGAAUUAUACAACUAACUACAUUAGCCCAUCUUCUGGCUAUGAUUGUCACGUGGCUGCAAAUACUAACAAAGUUUCUCACAAGACGAGUCAUUUUCGCGCCUUUGAACUGAGUCAGUAUUACCUGUAUGAACUUGCAGGCAGCACUGUUACUGAGCGACCUAGACAGAUUCAUCCUUAUGUAAUUGUCGCUUUUCAGUACAGAGAACCUAAAAAGAUGGCAGUGCCAACUCAUAAAAGCAUGUAAGUAAUUAUGUACAUAUUUUGUUUUACUGGAUUUGUUUACUUUGCUCUUACAAAAUUUCUUCUUUUU